Notodromas monacha is the source of this 3412-nucleotide messenger RNA. Lineage: Eukaryota; Metazoa; Arthropoda; Ostracoda; Podocopida; Cyprididae. The record is from the annotation of a GenBank genome assembly.
CGACAUGUCAGCGUUCUUGUACACCAUGCUCAUUGGUUGUUGAAGUGCACAUAUCUUUCGGCUUGUGAUUCUCUUGACCCUGUGCGCACGUGGGGAAACCGAACAUGUCAAAUUAAUUGGAACUUCGAAGUGCUCUUCUUGCAGGUGUACGGACGGGAAACAUUUUGUUUUCCUGCGUAUGUAUGCUACACCGUUUGAAACCCGAACGAUAGGAUAUUGUGGUUGUUAAUCUGGUUGUCAGCGAUUCUGGGAUCGCGAGUAUGAGCUAUCAAAUGCCUCAGUCAGGCAGUCGUGGUCAUGGAUCAUACGGCGGUCAAGAUAUGAAUACAAAAGAACAAACCAUGAUGUGGCAGCAGGCGAAUUACAUGAGUGGACAGGACUCCGGAGUUCAUUCUGGGGCUACCACAACAGCGCCGUCAUUAUCGGGAAAAGACCAGGACCAAGACAUGGACACAACUCUCUUUGAUCUUGACGCUGGAUAUGUUCAGGGCUACACGCAUGAUCAAGUUAAUGACAUGAACGCACAGUUGAGUCAAACCAGGUCGCAAAGGGUUCGAGCAGCUAUGUUUCCUGAGACGCUCGAAGAAGGAAUGGAAAUUCCUUCUGCCCAGUUUGAUCCAGCGCAGCCGACGGCGAUCCAGCGUCUUUCCGAGCCCUCGCAAAUGCUCAAACAUGCUGUAGUCAACCUCAUCAAUUACCAAGACGACGCCGAAUUGGCAUCUCGUGCGAUUCCGGAACUCAUCAAGCUGCUCAAUGACGAAGAUCAAGUCGUGGUUGCGCAAGCCGCGAUGGUCGUGCACCAGCUCUCCAAGAAAGAUGCGUCGCUUCGAGCCAUUAUGAACUCGCAACAAAUGGUCACUGCUCUGAUACGCGCACUGUCGUGUUCCAACGACCUGGAAACGACCCGUGUGACGGUCGGAACUCUGCACAACUUGUCUCAACACUCGCAGGGCUUGUUGGCCAUCUUCAAGAGUGACGGAAUCCGUGCUUUGGUGAAGCUGCUCAGCUCGCCCGUCGAAAGUGUUCUUUUUUACGCUAUCACCACUUUACACAACCUGCUUUUGCACCAGGAAGGCUCGAAAAUGGCGGUUCGCCUAGCCGGUGGUUUGCAGAAGAUGGUUGCCUUGCUGCAGCGGAAUAACCAUAAAUUCCUUGCGAUUGUCACCGACUGCUUGCAAAUUCUCGCUUACGGCAACCAGGAAAGCAAGUUGAUCAUCUUGGCCUCUCAGGGACCAGUUGAGUUGGUGCGAAUCAUGAGGACAUACACGUAUGAAAAGCUGCUGUGGACCACGUCGCGGGUGCUGAAGGUGUUGUCGGUGUGCUCCAGCAACAAACCCGCUAUUGUGGAAGCAAAUGGCAUGCAAGCUUUGGCAAUGCACUUGGGAUCUCCAUCCCAAAGACUUGUCCAAAAUUGCUUGUGGACCCUUCGAAACUUAUCCGACGCUGGCACCAAAAUUGACGGACUCGAGGACUUGCUGCAAGGGCUGGUUGUUUUGCUCGGUUCGAACGAUGUCAAUAUCGUCACGUGCGCUGCCGGAAUUUUGUCUAACCUGACGUGCAAUAAUCAGCGGAACAAAGUCGCCGUUUGUCAAGUGGGUGGUGUUGAGGCUUUGGUGCAAACUAUCAGUAACGCUGGAGAACGAGAGGAGAUCAGUGAACCAGCCGUAUGUGCAUUGCGGCACUUGACGUCACGCCACCCGGAAGCAGAGAUGGCGCAAAAUACAGUUCGUUUGGCAAUGGGGAUCCACGUGAUUAGCAAACUGCUGCACCCUCCAUCACGUUGGCCUUUGAUCAAGGCCCUCAUUGGCCUUAUACGCAACCUGGCCCUCUGUCCAGCCAACCAUGGCCCAUUGCGCGAACAUGAAGCCAUUCCGCGCCUCGUCCGCUUGCUGGUGGAGGCCUAUCAAGAAGUCGCGAGGAGGGCUGGAGGCGGAGCAGGGAACCAACCACCGCAGUCUGUUUACAUGGACGGCGUGCGAAUGGAGGAGAUUAUAGAGGGGACCGUGGGGGCGUUGCAUAUCCUGGCCAGGGAUCCGCACAAUCGAGCGAUCAUCCGUGGCCACUCUGUCAUACCCAUCUUUGUUGGAUUGCUGUUCAACGAGAUUGAAAACAUUCAGCGGGUGGCUGCUGGGGUCUUGUGCGAACUGUCAAUGGAGAAGGAAGGAGCGGAGAUGAUUGAAGCUGAAGGAGCUACUGCGCCAUUGACAGAGCUGCUUAAUUCUCAUAAUGAAGGCGUUGCAACAUAUGCGGCAGCCAUAUUGUUCCGAAUGUCGGAAGACAAACCGCAGGAUUACAAGAAGCGGCUGAGCCAGGAACUCACCAACUCGAUCCUGUUCAGGGAUGAUCCAUCUGGCGGAGGAUAUUGGGGAGGUUCUGAGUUGAAUGGAGGCUUGAUGACACAAGGGGAUAUGAAUGACAUGAUUCGUGCGGUUGACCAGCAUUUUGAGCAAAGUUAUGAUACAUACGGCUCUGGCCCACCGUCUGUGCAUUCUGGUCAUGCUGGCCCUACGCCUUAUAGUCAAGGAAUGGAUCCCAUGGAUGCUAUGCAGGAUCCGUAUGGGCCUGCCGGUAUGGAUGCAAUGGAUUUCCCUCACCAUGGAGAUAUGGUGGGACCACCAGGACGUCAUCUUGGGCACCACAUGGGACCAGGAGUGCCGCCACCACCCCAAGACAACACCCAGGCUGCUGCUUGGUAUGACACUGACCUGUAAUGCUGUAUAAUUUAAGACUCAUUCGACGACUUCCAGAAUAUUGAUGUUGCUGUUUUUUUUUUCGAUUUUGAAAAUUUCGAUGUGGAUCGGAAAGUUAUUUAUGAACGCUUAAGACAGUUUUUUUUUGGCGAUUCGAGAAACUUUUUGUUUUGACAAGUUCGCGAGUGUUCCCUGUCGAGUGAUGAAUGCGACGCUAGAUCUUCUGAACUUCCUGUGUAUCAGCUCGAAAUCGAAGUUUCGUUCGAUUGUUUUGGGUGGUCAUCCGAAAAUCUGCUCUUUCUGCCUGACCGUUCAAGUUUGUGGAAUGGAAAAAUAACGGAAGCAGCUGGGAAACUGAACGCAUGCUGAUUAGGAUAAAAAAUGACAAGAGGAAGAAUUUGUGCCAAUGUUCGGACAGAGACUAGAAACUUCUUUGUUUCGCUUGCAUAUUUGCACGCUCCCCGUUUUCCUGGAGUAGACUUUUUUGCGAGGAAAAAUUGAGUUUCGGGAAAAUGUUCAUUUGAGUGUUAUGUCUGUGUGAAGAAGAAAAGAUUGCAAGUCUUUCUGCGCAGAAAAAAAAAAAAAAAAAAACGAGCAAGUUCGUGCUGGGAAAUUGUAGCGGAGUUCUUUUCGCUGAUUGUGUUUCUUUUUUUCGAAAUUUAUUGUUGGAUACGCGCAAGGAAAUACGGUAUGUAAUAGAAAACGUGUUUUCAGUCCGUCUA